GGGGGGGGUUACUCAACAAGCCCAUCUUUUAUCCCCUCCUGCUCAUACUGUUGUUGUUUUACUGUUAAAAACUGUAGUUUUAUACAACAGCCACUUUCCUCAGCAACUAGUUCCCCGAUCAAUAUUUUCAUUGCCCGUGUAUUUUGCAGUUACCUCAUAGAAUGACUGUUUUUUAUCAUGUGGAGGUUUAAUUUAAGUCUCUCUGUUUUUAACCAAAUAUUAUGUUUGUCUUUGGCAGGCGAGAGACCAGACUCUCACUCUGACAGUGGAAAGGGUCCUUCAGGGGAACGAGACCCAGAGACGCCCAAACCAGCGAGACCACACCACUGCUCCCAGUGUAAUAAGAGUUUUAAGUGGUUAUGUAAGCUGAAAAAGCAUGAGAAAAUACACACAGGGGAGAAGCCUUUCCAAUGCUCCCAGUGUGGAAAGAGUUUUACCCAGUUAGGGACCCUGAAAAGGCACGAGAGAAUACACACAGGAGAGAAGCCUUURCAAUGCUCCCAGUGUGGAAAGGGUUUUACACGGUUAGGGAACCUGAAAAAGCAUGAGGGAACACACACAGGAGAGAACCCCUUACAAUGCUCUCAGUGUGGAAAAGGUUUUACCAAGUUAGGGAACCUGAAGGAGCAUGAAAGGACACACACGGGGGAGAACUCUUACCAUUGCUCUUUGUGUGGGAAGGAUUUUACCAAGUUAGGGAGCCUAAAAGUACAUAAAAGAAUACACACGGGAGAGAAACCUUUCCAAUGUUCCCAGUGUGGAAAAGGUUUUACACGGUUAGGGCAUCUGAAGGAACAUAAAAGAAUACACACAGGAGAGAAACCUUUCCAAUGCUCCCAGUGUGGAAAAGGUUUUACCCUAUUAGGGAACCUGAAUAUGCAUGAAAAAACACACACAGGAGAAAAGCCUUUCCAAUGRUCCCAGUGUGGAAAGAGCUUUACACAGUUAGGGAACCUGAAGGAGCAUGAAAAGACACAUACAGGGGAGACAUCUUWCCAUUGCUCUCUGUGUGGAAAGGAUUUUACACGGUUAGGGAACCUGAAAAGGCAUGAGAGAUUACACACACUCUUUCCAAUGCGCCCAGUGAGGAACAGGAGUUGGAACCGGUUCAGGGAACAGAACCUAAAACUGGAAAAGAGCAAAACAUUUGAGAAACAGAACCGAUAACGAAAGUGAUCUCCACUGUUCAAGAACAGAACCGUUAUUUUGAAAGCUUGAGAACCUGGUUAAUGUUAUUUUCAAGUAAUUGCCUAGUGGAAAUCUAACUUUUCAAAGUUCAUAUUCUGUUAAAGCCAUACCCAAAUAAUGUCUACUCAUAUUUUAUACACCUGUGAGAAAAGGGUGUAGCUGAAAUAGCAAAAUCCACUCAUUUGAAGUGGUGUCCACAUACUGUUGACCAUGCGGUGUACCUCAUCAAUGUUCCCAUUAGUAUUAUUCCACCAUGUUAGAGAGAACACAGGUGCUGAUUGUAAAACACAUUUGAUUAAUGCAAACAUUUUUUUCUGAAUAAAAAUAAAAUGUGGAACGCCACUA
Molecule: messenger RNA, 1533 nt
Organism: Salvelinus sp. IW2-2015
Lineage: Eukaryota; Metazoa; Chordata; Actinopteri; Salmoniformes; Salmonidae
Product: zinc finger protein 79-like
Biological process (GO): regulation of transcription by RNA polymerase II
Molecular function (GO): RNA polymerase II cis-regulatory region sequence-specific DNA binding; DNA-binding transcription factor activity
Source: RefSeq, a predicted model, not a curated record